This is a messenger RNA of Fomitopsis serialis, 898 nucleotides long. RefSeq lists its product as uncharacterized. The transcript is spliced from 3 exons. The record is from RefSeq and is a predicted model, not a curated record. Lineage: Eukaryota; Fungi; Basidiomycota; Agaricomycetes; Polyporales; Fomitopsidaceae. The coding region runs from base 285 to 776 and encodes 163 amino acids.
AUUGGCUGUCCGUCCCCGGCACCGCGCUGGCACUCGUCCCGCAUCACAGCCUGACCAGCCUCGCCGCCGUCGUGUGUGCGGCUGGGAACUCGCCGGCCUAGACUCUGCUUCGCCAUGCACCCAAACGAGGCAGAUGUAAUGUUGCGCUGGCGUCGUGGUCGACUUCCCUCGGGCAACUUCAGCAGCGCUGAUCCGGGAGAUGCUGUUGAACGUGCUGCGCACGACCGGCACGGCACUCGUCGCGCCGAAUAUGCCUUCGAAUCGCGGAGAUUCGGUGCUGCAGCAUGGACAGCACGAAGCGGAUUGCGUGUCAUGCGGGUACUUGGGAGUUCUUUGGUGGAGGGCCGUGGAGUCGAUGGAAGGCAAGCCUUCUGAUGAUGCGGCGAUGGGGGCGACAGGUCCAGGUCCAAAGCUACUUAUCAAGGAUUCCCUUCGAGUUCAGCAAGUCUCGUAACAGCGCAGACCCGUCAACUCACCGCGUCGCGAGAACAUGGCCGUCAAAUGACCGCCCCGUCUGCGUGCCGAUGAGUUGCACAGACAACGUCACCACAAGUAUUCACUCACCGACAUCCGCGAGCAUGCCGUCGCCGCGACAUCCGGGCGCAUCGGGGGCGACGCGCCCUGUCCGCCUGCGAUCGAUCCCUGAUCGUUGCGCCCGCGCCCGAUCGUCUCCGAUCACUUGUGUGCGGCUAUGGUUGCGUUUCAGUUUCGUGGUCGUCUGCAGGCCGAGGAUGGCGAGCAUGGGUCUCUGCCUGCGCCUGAGGACCUGGUCAUGAUGGUUCGAGGCGAGCUGAUAAUCAACUUACCGCGGAAAGUACUCUGCCGGAGAUAUGCGGUACGAAGAACACGCCUUCGCGAAGGAUACCGGCAAGGCAGUCCAUAAUAUAUAUCCCCGAAC